UCUAAAUUGUGUUCCAGGUUAAAUGCCUCUUAGAUAUUGACAGCGACAGGACACCUGCUUGAAGCUUUAGGUAAUAAAGUAUAUAAACACUUUAGAAUUUUAGAUGAAGGAAUAUUUGUGAAGUAAAUGUAUGUGCACUUAUAAAGAAACACAAUUUGUGGUGAGUAAAAUACUAUUACAAACAAGACAUGAAAGUACAAAAGCGUUCUGUUCUUCUGCUAUGGAUUUUGAUGAUGUUGAUUUUCAUUGCGACAGAAGCUAGAUGGCAGACAUCGCUUGGAAAAAUCGGAUCAAGUUUAAAGGCCAAUCAACAAUUAGCAAAAGAACAACUAGGAAAAUAGAAAAAUAUCUAAAAGAUGACGAUGGAUUGAACGGGAUUGCCUCAACAAUAGACGCCGUCGGUAGUGCAGCUCCAUCUUUGACAAGUGGUGAUGUCGCAGAAAUUGUCUCUGGUACAUUAGACAUCCUGUCAUCAAUUACAGAACUGAUUCCAAAAGUCGGUCCGAUAAUAAGUAGCAUUUUCACGGUAAUAUCUGGAUUGGUAAGCUCAAUAGGUGGCGGUGAUACGGACAUUGGAUCGGUUGUUAGGAAGGCUAUCGAUGAAGCACUUAGAAAGUUCGACGAUUCCAACCUUAGAGCAGAAGCAUACGGUACUGAGAAAGUAUUUGGCGAUUCAUUAGCAUACCUUGACGGAAUUACCGAUUUACAGGAACAUGAACUUUCUGCUCUGUCUGCACAUAUUCCUAUCUAUUCUGGAGUUAAAUUCCUCGGAAUAAUACAAUCAAAGAUAAGAGACAGUUCAAAAAGCCAAGAUGAGCAGCAGGUCAAACGGGCAAUUGAAUACACGCGACUUUUUGUAAAGCUGACUGUCCUUAGAUCCGCCGUUCUAUGGAAAAUGUACAUCACUGUCAAACAAGCAGGACAUAGUGUGUCAACAGCGAAUAGCAUUCAAAACGUAAUUCAGAAUAUGAAAUCGAACGACAAAGAAUUUUUAAAAUUUUUGACGAAUCCCACAUACCAACAAGCUAUUUUCUUUGUACACUUGAAACCAUCUGAGUUGCCUGAAGUUUCGAAGUAUUUAGGCAAAUGUGAACUUGCUUUUCAGAAUCUGGCAUUCUUAGGGGAAAGGUCUCGUAAAUUUCGGACCCAAAAAUGGCCAACCUGGUAUGCAUUUAUGCGCAAUGAUAAGUAUGGUUCCAUAACUGGAACAACAAAUUUAAACAAUCAAGGAUACUUCCUCUUUGAUACGAUUUCGUCAGUAGACAAUACUUUCUAUUUGCGUUCAGUGAAAUGGCCCGAAUGGUAUGUGUACAUGAGAAGUGGAGCAGCGGGUAGAUUGAAUGGAUGGAAAGGAAAUCCUGGCUCUAGUGGACAGUGGAAAGUAAUCAGGUUUUCUGAUGGGUAUUACAUGUUGUCACCAGAAAAGUGGCUUGACUGGUUUGUCUAUAUGAAAAACGACCCAUCUGGAACAGUUCGUGGUUGGAAAGGCGACCCUGGAGAACAAGGACAUUGGAUGAUAAUAUAAAACUGUUUUAACAGAAAUUGGAUGGAUUUCUGAAUGCGUUUUCUUCUUCAGAGUGUGUUAAUUUUAUGAAUUACUCAAAUAAAACCAUAUUCAUAUGUU
Messenger RNA from Mytilus californianus (California mussel), 1624 nucleotides. Its product is annotated as toxin CfTX-A-like. Bases 263 to 1525 code for a protein of 420 amino acids. Lineage: Eukaryota; Metazoa; Mollusca; Bivalvia; Mytilida; Mytilidae. The record is from RefSeq and is a predicted model, not a curated record. The transcript has 2 exons.